Messenger RNA from Eruca vesicaria subsp. sativa (arugula), 2802 nucleotides. Lineage: Eukaryota; Viridiplantae; Streptophyta; Magnoliopsida; Brassicales; Brassicaceae. The record is from the annotation of a GenBank genome assembly.
AUGAAGAAAGUCUUCGGUCAAACUGUCCGAGAUCUCAAGAGAGAGGUUAACAAGAAAGUGCUUAAAGUGCCUGGAAUUGAACAGAAGGUUCUAGAUGCUACUAGCAAUGAGCCAUGGGGUCCUCAUGGAUCACUUCUUGCUGAUCUUGCGCAAGCUUCAAGAAACUACCAUGAAUACCAGCUGAUCAUGGGGGUCUUAUGGAAACGACUUAGCGACACUGGAAAGAACUGGAGGCACGUCUAUAAGGCCUUGACAGUUUUGGAGUACAUGGUAGGCCAUGGUUCUGAACGUGUUAUAGACGAGAUUAGAGAGCGUGCAUAUCAAAUCUCGACAUUGUCUAGUUUUCAGUAUAUUGAUUCCGGUGGUAGAGACCAAGGAAGCAAUGUUAGGAAGAAAUCACAGAGCCUAGUGGCGUUGGUUAAUGACAAAGAAAGAAUCGCUGAGGUCAGAGAGAAGGCUGCUACGAACAGAGAUAAGUAUCGCAGCUCAGCACCAGGUGGGAUGUAUAAGCCGUCAGGAGGAUAUGGGGACAGAUAUGAUUACGGAUCCCGGGAUGAAGAACGAAGUUAUGGGAGAGACAGAGAAUAUGGUUACAGGGAUGAUGAUAGAAAUAGUCGUGAUGGAGAUCGUCAUUCCAGAGACUCUGAAGACCGGUAUGGAAGAGAUGGUAAUAGGGAAGAUGAUUACAGAGGAAGGAGCAGAAGUGUUGAUAACUUCCCACAAGGAUCACGGGGUAGGAGUUCAGAUAGGGAAAGGACGUUUGAGGAUGAUGGCCAUUCUUCAUCACGGGGUAGUAAUGCUCGAGCCGAUGACAAUUCUCAGGACGGGAGAGGGUCGCUCCAGAGGAAGUUUUCUGAGCAAAAUAUUGGUGCUCCACCUAGUUAUGAAGAAGCUGUCAGUGAAUCACGGAGCCCUGUAUAUAGUGAAAGGGAUGGUGGGGAGACCCCACAAGCUGCUGCUCCAGGAGCUGCUUCUCCUCCUCCCCCACAAGCUGUUGCUCCAGGAGCUGCUUCUCCUCCUUCUACACAAGUUACUGCCCCAAGCGCUGCUUCUCCUCCUGCUGGAAGCAACACAGACAAUAACUCUGCUGGCUUUGUUACUGAAUCUUCUCCGCAGAAAUUUGAGACUUUUGAUGAAUUUGAUCCACGCGGUGCGUUUACAGGUACAGAUGUGAACGUUGUGCUUCUUUCUUUUCCAGCUGCCCCUCCAGCUCCUCCGACAGUGGCUUCUACAACUGCUCCGCCCACCUCAAACAAUGUCCAGAUGGACUUACUUGAUUCCCUUGCAGAUGUAUUUUCAUCAAAUGCAUUGGCCAUUGUACCUGCUGAUUCUGCAUCUGUAGAAACCAACGGACAAGCAAAUGCUCCAUCGUUUUCUACAUCCCAGCCAUCAACUCAGUCGUUCGAUGACCCAUUUGGUGAGUCUCCUUUUAGAGCCUUCACUUCUACGGACGCCGACUCAAACCCACAGCAAAGCUUUGGCGCUCCUUUCCAGCCAACACCUCCAGCCUUCACCUCGGAGGCCUCACAUACUGAUACUACUGCUCAUAACUUUGGCUUUGAGGACUCAUUUUCUGCGGUUGCCAAUCCUGAACCUGCUCAAAAUGUGCAACCUCCAUCAAACUCACCUCCUCAAGACCAGUUCACCACAUCUCACAGUGAUAUUGAUAUUCUUGCUGGCAUUCUUCCACCAUCCGGUCCUCCAGCUUCACUCCCACAGCAUUCUGGUGCCUCAGUACCAACAUCUCAGUUUCCUCCCAGUGGAAACAACAUGUACGAGGGAUUUCAUCCUCAGCCUGUAGCUGCAGCUCCUAACAUGCCCGGACAAACUCCAUUUGGACAAGCUGUACAACCAUAUAACAUGGUUCCUCCUCAUUCACAAAAUAUGACUGGAGCCACGCCGUAUCACAAUGGAGGCUUCAUGCACCAGCCUGGCUCAGCCAAUUACAAUCCUGGAGCAGUAACUGCACACCCUACAAGCGAAAGUUUCCUUCCACGACCAGUUUCUGCCACUUCAUCGAGCUCACAGACUCCUUACUCUAACCCUAGUGGACCAGCUGGUCAGUUCGUGGCACAUCAAGGUCAUGGAAUGCCGCCUUCCCAAGUUCCACAAAGAACUCAAUCCGGACCUAUUACUAUGCAAGGAAACAACAAUUUCAUGGGAGACAUGUUUUCACAACCUGGGAGGACAAACUCCUUGUCGUCAUCUUCAUCUCAACCAGAUCUCACGCCUUUUACAGGAGCGAUUGAGGUUGUUCCUCAGCCCCAGAAAAAGUUUGAACCAAAGUCAUCAAUUUGGGCAGACACGUUGAGCAAGGGGCUUGUUAACUUCAACAUAUCUGGACCUAAAACAAAUCCAUUAGCAGACAUAGGAGUCGACUUUGAGGCCAUCAACAGGAGGGAGAAACGGCUAGAGAAACCGACAAAUGCACCACCACCAGCAUCGACUAUAAACAUGGGUAAAGCAAUGGGAUCAGGCACUGGCUUAGGGCGUGCUGGUGCAACUGCUAUGAGACCUCCACCAAAUCCAAUGGUAGGCUCUGGCAUGCCAAUGGGAGGCGGAGGAAUGGGUGCUGGUGGAUACGGGGGUAUGAACCAAAACCAACAACACAUGGGUAUGGGAAUGAGACCAGGCAUGAACAUGAACAUGGGAGGAGGAUAUGGCCAAGGCUAUCCGAUGCAACCACAAAACCCUAGUAUGGUCCCUGGUCAGAACAUGCCAGGCAACAACAACUACAAUCCAAUGAUGGGUCAAGGCGGUUACAAUCCUCAACAACAACAAUAUGGUGGUGGAUACCGGUAA